Molecule: messenger RNA, 294 nt
Organism: Symbiodinium natans
Lineage: Eukaryota; Dinophyceae; Suessiales; Symbiodiniaceae
Source: the annotation of a GenBank genome assembly
AUGGCGGCCGCCGCCUCGUCUGAUGCCAGGUCUCCCCCAGUCGCAAUGUCAGACAAGAAUGCGGCUGCGCAGGCCUUCACCGACCGGCUUAAUGCCACGCCAGCGAGCGGAUCUGAGGCGGAUCGCUUCCGCGAGGCGGACGAUCGGCUCAAGGGCCUGCCGCCGGCCACGGUGAAGGCGUUGCAGCGCUUCGGGGACGCACCCCCGCCGGAGGUCGUCACCUGCAUGGCACCUCUGAUUGAGGGCCCCAUACUUCGAGCAUCAUGGGUCGAUGUCAGUAGGGUUGCAACCUAG